Cantharellus anzutake is the source of this 1948-nucleotide messenger RNA. RefSeq names its product Hsp70 protein-domain-containing protein. Bases 233 to 1741 code for a protein of 502 amino acids. The transcript has 13 exons. The record is from RefSeq and is a predicted model, not a curated record. Gene Ontology annotation, molecular function: ATP hydrolysis activity; heat shock protein binding; ATP-dependent protein folding chaperone. Gene Ontology annotation, biological process: protein refolding; cellular response to unfolded protein. Gene Ontology annotation, cellular component: cytoplasm. Lineage: Eukaryota; Fungi; Basidiomycota; Agaricomycetes; Cantharellales; Hydnaceae.
UUAGUUCUGACUGGAUUCCAUAGUGGCAUGUUGCCCUCCUACUCUUUGAGCGAGACCGAUGAACGCCGUAGAUUGAAUGAACACAGUAAGCGCGGACACGGCAGUCUCCAUAUGUACCAUGGGCCUGAAGCACCACCAACGCGUUGCAUUUUCCCUAUUGCGUGUGUUUUGCCGAGUUUGGCGUUCUUUUUUUGAAAUAUUAGGUUGGACGAAAGACAGUCGUUGAAGAACCAUGGCGUCCAUCGGUAUUGAUUUCGGGACAUCAACUAGCGCGAUAUCGAUUUUCAGAGGCGGCAAACCAGAGAUCAUCCCGAACGAAUACGGGAAUAACAGGACAGCCUCCUUUGUUAGUUGGGACUCUCUGAGCAAAAUUGUUGUUGGCGAUUCUGCCAAAGAUACUGCCUCUACGAACCCAACUAACACGUCAUCACUUGAAGAAGCCGCCACCAGGCUUUUCGCUGAAUUCAAGCGAUCCGCCGAGCUCUACUUGCGAAAGCCAGUGUCAAACGCCGUCGUCACUAUCCCCGUAUAUUACAGGACAGCGCAGCGGGAGGCCCUCAAACGUGCAGUGAAGGCAGCGAAUCUCAAUAUUCUGCGGUUGCCUUACGAAGCAAGCGCCAUUCUCACCGCAUACGCAUUCCAGCAUCGGGCCGCAGGCCAAGACGACUACAACGUCACCCUUGUUGACUUCGGAGCGGGCUCACUGCAGGCAACCCUGAAAUUGGGGGGGGAUAUGAUUGAUCUGCGCCUCCUGGAUAUGCUUCUUGGCGACAUUCAUCGGAAACUUGGGAUAGAUCUCCGCCAGGACCAACCAUCCCUACGGCGUUUGCGUAGUGCAUGCGAGCGUGCCAAACGAGAACUCUCAUCGCAACUGGUCACAUCGGUCGAAAUCGACGCACUACCUGGGGGUUUUGACUAUCAGUCGGACAUUUCAAGAAAUAAGCUGGAAACAAUAUGCACUGAUCUGUUUUAUCUGGUUGGUUUCGGGCGCGACGCAGAGAAGCUGCAAGACACUCCUCAGCUUGCUUCUUUGGGUGCAUCCAUCCUAAGUGGACCAGCCCCUGAUGAGCCCCAAGACGAUGCUCCGACUGAGCAAUUCUUAGCCUUGGAGGUCGCCAACACCGCCAUCGGCUUUUACGCCAAUCAUUCCCCGAAAUAUAACAAUACCCACCAAAAGCACGAAAUCGUUCGCAACGGUCUCGAUGGUCAGACACGAUUCAUUAUAAAGGUGUACGAGGGCGACCGGGCAAAAGCAGCGGAUAAUACUCUUCUCACCGUUCUUGAUAUCAAUGACAUACCCCCCGCACCGAAGGGUUCCGUCGAGAUCGACCACAACCAUGAAAUCACGAUCAUCGCCGCCCACCGAGCCACUGCUCGCGAGUUUUCAUAUCAUCUGAGCCAUGAGAAAUUCGGAGAUUCAUCGUUGUACGCUCCAUUGGCCGUCAUUGCAGAGCCAAACUUUGUGAGAGUGCGAUAUGCAGAGCGUGCUAUGUCUCCCCCACCCGGAUUUCCGCAACCACGGCCCUCAGGUAGUGCGGAUCCGGUCCCCAUCAUCCCCCAAAGGGACACUGCACGUGAAGAUCUCGAGGCGUAUGCCCUCGGCCUUCGACAUGCUUCCUUGAAGCUGAAUGAGGCCAGCGUCGAUGGUCUUGACUUCGUUCGACGAGAUGCGGCGGCCGGCCUUACUUCCUCUUCUGUGUAUGUGGACAAGCUGAAGGAGCUCAAAGCUCUAUGCAAGUAGCAAUCUAUUGCAUGAUUUUUGGGGCGUAAUACAUAUUACCAGUCACUCUGAAUAGCAUGCUGGCUCUCAGACAAAUUAUUCCCAAUACAUCUUGCAGUCCCCAUACAGACACCAUGUUGUACAAAAGUUUUUUUUAACACUGAUACACCCCAAGACCGAUUGUUGCCAAUGAAAUUCCGAAAAUUAAUAAGAAUCCGAGCCGUCGAA